UUCUCAUUUUCUGAAAAAAAAACUUUCCCUUUGGUUUUGCAUCAUCAAGAAUUUAUUGCUAUUUUGAUGGACAGUAGGAGGAGGUUCCUUAAUGGGAUUAUAUUCCAUGAGAUCUAUGGUUUCUCUAAUUUGAGGUUUUUUUUUUAAGAAAAAGAGAAACCGAAUCUCCACCACAAUAUUUAUUUUGCUUGAGGGUUUGGAGACUGGUUAGCUGCACCGCUUCCCACAGCUUCUUCUAUUUUGGGUGAAAUAGCUCAAGUCAAUUUGAGUUUUGGGACCUGCUUUUAUGACUUCUAAGGGAACAGAAUCUAAUCUAGACAGUAAUCUGAUUAUUGCCGGAGCUGAAUUUCAGAAUCUAAUUGAAAACCAAAAGGUUCUUUCUGGGUUUUGCCUAAUGAAGCCAGCGUGCCGUUGAAAGCCACGGUAGCUAUUGAAUCUGGCAAAGGUGUGAUAAUCAAAAGAUUAUUCCGUUUACAAUUUUUUUACAGUUUUUAGGUUUUAGAUACUGAUUAGUGGAAUCAUUCGCACAACUUAUUUUUUGAUAAAGUAUCUCGCACCGAAAGAAGUUUUGGAUCCUGAUAUCUAAAAUUCCAGGGAGACAGAAUCCUGGAAGUGGGAGGGUUUUGCAAAAGUCUCACCAUGGAAGAAGGCGUUCUAUCACCAGCGACCAUGUUGGGAGCUCAAUCUGAGUAUCCGAUGGAUUUAGAUUUCAUGGAUGAAUUGUUUUUAGAAGGAUGCUGGUUGGAAACCAGAGAUGUAUCUGAAUACCUUAACCAGACUCCUAGUUCUAAUCCCCUUUUCGAUCCUUUAUUCUGGCCUACUUUGGAGACUACUGGUGACUUGAAUGCAAACCCAUCUCAGAAGAAUAAUCAAGAAGAGAGGCAGAAACUACUUUUCAACGAAACUCUGGGAGCGAGUAUUUUCCGUGCUUUGCCUCCUUCCCAGACUCUAAACAAUGUCGCCAAUAAUUCUGGUGUUUCAGAAGCUUUUAUAACUGAUGAUGAUGAAAUUAGAAGAACGAGUUGGACUGGAGCCAAGGAAACUGAAGGUCCUUCAUCUUGUGUAAUAGAGAAAUUAUGCAGGGCACUUAUGUACAUCAAAGAUGUUAUCAGAGAUAAAGAUAUCCUUGUGCAAAUAUGGGUUCCUGUAGAUAGAGAAGGUAGGCGUGUUCUUACAACUAGAGAUCUGCCUUUUGCCCUUGAUGAUAGCUGUCCAAAGCUUGCACAGUACAGAGACAUUUCUGUAGAGUUCCAUUUUCCAGCUGAAGAGGAUUCUAAGGGGUCGAUAAUGGGAUUGCCUGGUAGGGUCUUCUCUGGUAAGGUUCCAGAGUGGACGCCUGAUGUUCGAUACUUUAGAAAAGACGAGUAUCCACGGCUGAAGCAUGCUCAUCAAUUUGACGUACGUGGGACUCUUGCCCUUCCUAUUUUUGAGCAAGGUAGUAGGAUUUGCUUAGGUGUGGUUGAGAUUAUCAUGACUACUCAGAAAAUCAAGUAUCGUCCUGAGCUUGAAAGUAUUUGCAAGGCACUUGAGGCUGUCAAUCUUAAGAGUUCUGAAGUUUUGAGCACUCAGAAUGUGAGGGUAUUCAACAAGUACUACCAAGCUGCAUUACCUGAGAUUCAACAGGUCUUGAAAUCUGCUUGUGAUACACAUAGGUUGCCCUUGGCUCAAACUUGGGUCCCAUGUAUCUACCAAGCUAAAGAGGGGUGCCGCCACUCUGAUGAAAACUACGUCCAGUGUGUUUCAACAGUGGAUCAUGCUUGCUAUGUUGCUGAUCCCCAUGUCCAGGGUUUCCACGAGGCUUGCUCCGAGCAUCACCUGUUUAGAGGCCAAGGAGUUGUUGGUGGAGCAUUCAUGACAAAUCAACCAUGCUUCUCAGCUGACAUAACUUCCUAUCCCAAGACAGAGUAUCCUUUGUCUCACCAUGCCAUGAUGUUUGAGUUGCAUGCUGCUGUGGCAAUUCGCCUUCGUAGCACUCAUACUGGUACAGCUGACUUUGUCUUAGAAUUCUUCUUGCCCAAAGAUUGCAUAGACCCCGAAGAACAAAAGAAGAUGCUUACUUCACUCUCCUUAAUCAUCCAACAAUGUUGCCGGACCUUGAGAGUUGUCACAGACAAGGAGAUAGACGAUGAACGGGAUUUUCAAGUGAGUGAAGUGUUGGUACCUUCCAAUGACAGACCUGAUAGAGUAAUUUGUUUCCAAGAGGUGCAACAGAAUGAUAAUGAUCUCUCAUUGUUCCCAGUGGAAAAGCCAAGGGAAAUUUCAGAUAGAAGACACUCAAAGUUAAGUCAAAAUCAAAGAGAUUCAAGCUUGAAACCAAGUGAUGAGUGUGUAGAGGAGUGUUCUACUGUUGGUGAAGGUACUUUUUCAAGCUUGGGUGGGGGUAAAACGGGUGAACGGAGACGAACUAAGGCAGAGAAAACCAUAACCUUACAAGUGCUUCGACAAUAUUUUGCUGGUAGCCUUAAAGAUGCUGCGAAGAGUAUUGGAGUAUGUUCAACAACAUUGAAGAGAAUAUGCCGACAACAUGGGAUAAAGCGUUGGCCUUCUCGGAAAAUCAAGAAGGUUGGCCACUCCCUGCAGAAGUUACAACUAGUAAUUGAUUCAGUCCAAGGUGCCUCUGGUGCUUUCCAAAUCGAUUCGUUCUACUCCAACUUCCCCGAGCUAGCCUCUCCAAACGUUUCAGGCACCAGCCCGUUUUCAACUUCAAAGGCAAACGACCACCCAACGCCUUCAAGCCUGCAGCAGCCUGGAGAAGGCAGUGGCGGGAUGUUUAGCGCACAAGCCACCACUACGGCUGCUGCUGCCACAUCAAAAUCUUCAUCAACCUACAGCCAGAGUUCGAGCUCCAGCCAAUGCUGUUCCAGCAGGUCACAGCAGCAUCCCCAAACGUGGAGCAACAUGGUUACUUCCAGCGAAGAUGCAAACGGUGGGGAAAACUCUGGUGACGACGUGGUUCUGAAGAGAGUCAGGAGCGAAGCAGAGCUGAAUGCAUGUCAUGAAGUAGUCAACAAGCAACUGCCAAGAUCUCAAAGCCAUAUCUCUCUUAUGGAGCACCGCAAGAGCUUGAAGAGUGGUUUUCCUCCAAGCUCGCUGAAAAAUGAGCGCCGGUUACCUCAACAAGAAGGGGAGCUUCAGAGAGUAAAAGUGACUUAUGGAGAGGAAAAAACACGUUUCCGCAUACCCAGCAACUGGGGUUUCAUGGAUUUACAGCAAGAAGUUGGGAGAAGAUUUGGUAUACAAGACAUGGCAACAUUUACUCUCAAGUACUUGGAUGAUGACUCCGAGUGGGUCUUGUUAACUUGUGAUGCGGACUUGGAGGAGUGCUUUGAGGUCUGGCCAGCUUCUCAAAACUCCACCAUUAAGCUCUCUCUACAACUCUCCCGGGGUUUCAUAGGUGGCAAUGACCCUUUAUGACACGUGGCAGAACUAUAUUUGGUAAGUUGUUUCUAUGGUCCACGUGGCACAACAGAAAUGAUGAAGGUGUGAACGAACUUUUGGGGAUUUGGAAUCACAGUGUGUGGGAAUUAGUUUGCACCUCACCUCACCUCACCUCACCUUUCCUUUUUUAAAUAUUUGAUUUGCUACUUUAGAAUUUUUCACCCUUUUUUUGCUUUUUGAAUUCCCCAAUAGAUUGUUUAUACAGUAGCCUCUGUAUUUUACUAGAAUAAUGUUCGAUAAUGUUCAAGUUCUUGAACAUUUAGAGGAAAGCCAAAAUUUGUUGUUUGUAAGUUUUUUAGAAUUGUUGAUAAGCUUAAAUGGACAUAGCUUUUAUUUUUCAAUAA
This is a messenger RNA of Humulus lupulus (European hop), 3782 nucleotides long. RefSeq names its product protein NLP5-like. Bases 640 to 3414 code for a protein of 924 amino acids. The record is from RefSeq and is a predicted model, not a curated record. The transcript has 7 exons. NCBI's taxonomy places the organism in Eukaryota, Viridiplantae, Streptophyta, Magnoliopsida, Rosales, Cannabaceae. Gene Ontology annotation, molecular function: protein binding; DNA-binding transcription factor activity.